AUGGAGGAGUCAAACUCCCAGCCUGCAACCGACAGGCGAGUCACUCCAGCAGCGAAAAAGUUCUCCAUCUUCGAUGUUCCAGCACCUUUGCGAGAGCUGUUCACCCGCUUCCCACUCUACACCUACGACGCGAACGAGCUUCCACUCAAUGCUCCCACGCGACGAACCGAGCAUUCUCUUCACAUCUUCUCAACAACAGACGAUGCAGCGAAGGGUCGACCGAGCUUCAACCCGAGUUGUCUGAAGUGGCAGGCGUUCCUGAGAUUCGCUGGUCUGCCAUUCCGUCUCGUACCCUCCAGCAACCAUGCUUCUCCCUCUGGAGCACUACCUUUCCUACAACCAGCACUGUCAAGUCCGGAAUCAAGUCCAGUCCCACCUAUACCGAGCAACAAGUUGAAGAAGUGGUUAGCAGCACAGAAGUUGGGACAAAACAUUGGGGAGGUGGAGGAUAUACGAUAUGAGGCAUACGCUUCGUUACUGGAUAACAGGUUACGAAAGGCUUGGCUCUACCAGCUCUACCUCGCACCGGAGAACUCUCCCCUCGUCCAUCGCCUCUAUGUCGCGCCAUGCUCAUCACAGCCCUUCGUACAAAUGUCAAUAGCACAGCAGCUUCGCACAGCGGCUGAAGCAGAGCUCGUAAAGUCCGCAGCGACUAACAUUGUUUCCGCCCCGGAUCUGAUUCGCGAAGCGGAUGAAGCGUUCGAAUCGCUGUCGAAUUUGCUGGGGAAGGAGAGAUGGUUCUUCGGACAGGACGAACCAGGGUUGUUCGAUGCGAGUGUUUUUGCCUAUACGCAUCUUCUGUUGGAGGAGAGGCUGGGAUGGAGGCAUAAUCCGCUGGAGGAGGUUCUGCAGAGGUGGCCGAAUUUGGUGUGGCACCGGGAUAGGGUUGUGGUGCGAUACUUUGAGGGAUGA
This is a messenger RNA of Zymoseptoria tritici IPO323, 912 nucleotides long. RefSeq lists its product as uncharacterized. Gene Ontology annotation, cellular component: SAM complex. Gene Ontology annotation, biological process: mitochondrion organization. Bases 1 to 912 code for a protein of 303 amino acids. The transcript has 3 exons. The record is from RefSeq and is a predicted model, not a curated record. NCBI's taxonomy places the organism in Eukaryota, Fungi, Ascomycota, Dothideomycetes, Mycosphaerellales, Mycosphaerellaceae.